Vicia faba (fava bean) is the source of this 963-nucleotide messenger RNA. The record is from the annotation of a GenBank genome assembly. Lineage: Eukaryota; Viridiplantae; Streptophyta; Magnoliopsida; Fabales; Fabaceae.
AUGAGAUCUUCCGAAAACAUUCCAACGUUCAAGAUAUCACCAUCGCAAUUCUCAUCAUCUAGCAGCAGCGAUAUCAUUGAGGUGACGCCUCAAUUCCCGAUGAGCAACUAUCGCUUUGAACACAAUCGGCGCUUUGAACCACGUUCAGCAUCCAAUGGUUCCCAUUCCUUCAGAAGGACAAGUGUUCCGGACAACAACCAAUCCAAUGGACUGAUGGGCCCUCCAACAAACAGAGAAACGGGCAACAUUUUCUUCAAAACCCGUAUUUGUACUAGGUUCCGGUUUGGUGCCUGUAGAAAUGGUCAAAAUUGUACCUUUGCUCAUGGGGUUGAUGAGAUAAGACGGCCACCACUAAACUGGCAGGAGCUUGUCAGUCCUAGCACUGAAGAACCGCUGAAAUUGGGCGGGAAUAAGAAUGAUGAUCAAAAAAUCAUUCAGAAGAUGAAGCUCUGCAAGAAGUAUUGCAAUGGGGAGGAAUGUCCUUAUGGUGAUAAGUGUAACUUUCUUCACGAGGAUCCUGCAAAGUUUAGGGACGAUUCUUGGAAAACAAUAGAGUCCUCUGCAAUCAGCAUUGGAACUUCUAAUCAUUUGGAAGGCAGUAGGGCUGGAACUAAGCAGGAAAGGGGCACUUAUUGGAAGACUAAGAAAUGUCUCAAGUGGGUCAAUACCGGGAGUUGUCCCUUUGGUGAUGGCUGUCACUUUGCUCAUGGCGAUGCAGAGUCACAAGUUUCUAGUGGAGGCAUUGAAGCUGAAGCUGCAGCUGCCAUUUCAACUAUACCAACAACAGGUUCUUCUGUCAAUUAUGCACCUACUACCUUACCAGCAAAUGUACCUGCGGCGACGGAAGAGGAGAGGAAGGCCAAGAAGGAAUUACUUUGGAAGAAAUUAAACAAGAUCAACCGUAUUUAUGGCGAUUGGAUUGAUGAUUUACCUCCCGACUUGCCAAGUACAGCGGAGCCCUGA